Messenger RNA from Labeo rohita (rohu), 1536 nucleotides. Its product is annotated as golgin subfamily A member 6-like protein 2. Bases 1 to 1536 code for a protein of 511 amino acids. The record is from RefSeq and is a predicted model, not a curated record. Lineage: Eukaryota; Metazoa; Chordata; Actinopteri; Cypriniformes; Cyprinidae. The transcript is spliced from 2 exons.
AUGGAGGCAGGCUCUGAGGCUGCAGGCAGAGAGGAGGCAGGCUCUGAGGCUGCAGGCUCUGAGGCUGUAGGCAGAGAGGAGGCAGGCUCUGAGGCUGCAGGCAGAGAGGAGGCAGGCUCUGAGGCUGUAGGCAGAGAGGAGGCAGGCUCUGAGGCUGCAGGCAGAGAGGAGGCAGGCUCUGAGGCUGCAGGCUCUGAGGCUGUAGGCAGAGAGGAGGCAGGCAGAGAGGAGGCAGGCUCUGAGGCUGUAGGCAGAGAGGAGGCAGGCUCUGAGGCUGCAGGCAGAGAGGAGGCAGGCUCUGAGGCUGCAGGCAGAGAGGAGGCAGGCUCUGAGGCUGCAGGCAGAGAGGAGGCAGGCUCCGAGGCUGCAGGCAGAGAGGAGGCAGGCUCUGAGGCUGCAGGCUCUGAGGCUGUAGGCAGAGAGGAGGCAGGCUCUGAGGCUGCAGGCUCUGAGGCUGUAGGCAGAGAGGAGGCAGGCUCUGAGGCUGCAGGCAGAGAGGAGGCAGGCUCUGAGGCUGCAGGCAGAGAGGAGGCAGGCUCUGAGGCUGCAGGCAGAGAGGAGGCAGGCUCCGAGGCUGCAGGCAGAGAGGAGGCAGGCUCAGAGGCUGCAGGCAGAAUGGAGGCAGGCUCUGAGGCUGCAGGCAGAGAGGAGGCAGGCUCUGAGGCUGCAGGCUCUGAGGCUGUAGGCAGAGAGGAGGCAGGCUAUGAGGCUGUAGGCAGAGAGGAGGCAGGCUCUGAGGCUGUAGGCAGAGAGGAGGCAGGCUCUGAGGCUGCAGGCAGAGAGGAGGCAGGCUCUGAGUCUGUAGGCAGAGAGGAGGCAGGCUCUGAGGCUGCAGGCAGAGAGGAGGCAGGCUCUGAGGCUGCAGGCAGAGAGGAGGCAGGCUCCGAGGCUGCAGGCAGAGAGGAGGCAGGCUCAGAGGCUGCAGGCAGAAUGGAGGCAGGCUCUGAGGCUGCAGGCAGAGAGGAGGCAGGCUCUGAGGCUGCAGGCUCUGAGGCUGUAGGCAGAGAGGAGGCAGGCUAUGAGGCUGUAGGCAGAGAGGAGGCAGGCUCUGAGGCUGUAGGCAGAGAGGAGGCAGGCUCUGAGGCUGCAGGCAGAGAGGAGGCAGGCUCUGAGUCUGUAGGCAGAGAGGAGGCAGGCUCUGAGGCUGCAGGCAGAGAGGAGGCAGGCUCUGAGGCUGCAGGCAGAGAGGAGGCAGGCUCUGAGCAUGCAGGCAGAGAGGAAGCAGGCAGGGAAGAGGCAGGCUCUGAGGCUCCAGGCAGAGAGGAGGCAGGCUCUGAGGCUGUAGGCAGAGAGGAUGCAGGCUCUGAGGCUCCAGGCAGGGAGGAGGCAGGCUCUGAGGCUCCAGGCAGAGAGGAGGCAGGCUCUGAGGCUCCAGGCAGAGAGGAGGCAGGCUCUGAGGAUGCAGGCAGGGAAGAGGCAGGCAGGGAGGAGGCAGGCACCGAGGCUGCAGGCAGAAAGGAGGCAGGCAGGGAGGAUGCUGGCUGGGUAAUGGUAUGGGACUGGAAUAAGACAAUAAGUAGGGUGAUGGGCAAAUGA